This is a messenger RNA of Phycomyces blakesleeanus NRRL 1555(-), 210 nucleotides long. RefSeq names its product C2H2-type zinc finger transcription factor. Gene Ontology annotation, molecular function: RNA polymerase II cis-regulatory region sequence-specific DNA binding; DNA-binding transcription factor activity, RNA polymerase II-specific. The transcript has 3 exons. Lineage: Eukaryota; Fungi; Mucoromycota; Mucoromycetes; Mucorales; Phycomycetaceae. Gene Ontology annotation, biological process: regulation of transcription by RNA polymerase II. The record is from RefSeq and is a predicted model, not a curated record. Gene Ontology annotation, cellular component: transcription regulator complex; PcG protein complex. The annotation marks the transcript as partial.
CGUCGAUCUGACCUUGCAAGACAUCUUCGAAUUCAUAGCAAUGAAAGACCAUAUGUGUGCCACGAGGAUGGAUGUGGAAAAAGCUUUAUUCAGCGCUCGGCAUUAAAGGUUCACUCCAGAACUCAUUCAGGGGAAAGACCUCACAUAUGCGAAGACGAGAAUUGUAAAAAAAGCUUUGGUGACAGUAGUUCAUUGGCACGCCACAGGUGA